Molecule: messenger RNA, 2556 nt
Organism: Carassius auratus (goldfish)
Lineage: Eukaryota; Metazoa; Chordata; Actinopteri; Cypriniformes; Cyprinidae
Exons: 7
Coding region: 1-840 (279 amino acids)
Biological process (GO): regulation of centriole replication
Cellular component (GO): centrosome; cytosol; centriole
Molecular function (GO): microtubule binding
Source: RefSeq, a predicted model, not a curated record
AUGCAGUUACACAUCCAGUGUUUCAUAACCAGAGCUUCUCCUGUUCCCCAGAAGACAAAUAUUGACCUUGUUAGAUCCAGCAGCGGUGAAGCAAGAAGGCGCUGGGCCUCCGGUGGCGAGGGUGGGCAUUGUGAAAGAAAGAGUGGGGUCGUGAGGGAACCUGUUUCAGGAAUCAAUCCUCUCACACUACUAAAAGCAGCAGAUACCUCGGCUGAUCUGAGCGCAGACGCCGUCCUGGCCCUGAACGCUGCUGCGGUUAUCGCCAACAUAAAGCUGCAGGCCCAGCAGAGACGAACUACAUCCCACACAGCAACAGCAGUGUGUUUAACAGAAGAUAUACGGCAAAGUGAACACAGAGAGCUCAAAGAAGAGAGUGCUGGUGCUGAUGGAAAGAAAAAAACAUGUCCAGCAGAUCAAUGUGUGGAUUUUGUCCCAUUCGAGUCCCAAAAUGACCUUUCUGAAACUGCUUUGGCUCCACUGUCACUUAGUGAGGCUUUAGCGACCAGACGGCCUGAUUUCAUCCAGCGCUCACAGGCCAGGGUUCGAGCCCUGGAGAGAAGGUCACAGGAGAGGCAGAACUCCCUCAGCUCACCACAGACACUCCAGAGCGGAGAAAGCCUUGUAAAAUCCAAAGACAGAAGCAUCAUGGGAAAGAGUCUACAGCUGUGGUCCAGGAGGAGUUAUAACCAGCUGCCUCAUGUGAAGAAGAGGAGAGAGGAAGAAAAGAGGAAAAUAGAAGAGGAGAAAAGAAAACUGGCAUCUCGGAUCAACAGGCUGCGGGCAGAGCUCUUUAAAAAGAAACUUCUGGAGCAGAUUUUGCAGAGGAGAGGAAAUCACUGACACCGUCUUGGACUCGUGUUUCUUCUCUCUCCACAGUUCUCAUGCCGGCCCUUGAAAGAUAUGACACGACAUUAGUUAUAAAUGUUCUGGAAUAGUUCUUUCCAGAACGAAUGUGCCUCAAACAUGCAGCCUCAUGUGGCUCUGGAUUACAUCUUCUCUCUCUAUACAUACAUUACUGGUUAAAAAUGUGGAAUAAUUAUGGUUUUAAUGUUACAGCGUAGGCUUAUAUUCAGUUAGACUGCAUUCAUUUGCUCAAAAAUACAGUAACAACUGUAACAAAUUUGAAACAUUAUCACAAUUUUCUGAAAUUUAUUCCUGUGAUACAAAGCUGAGUUUACUUCUCAGUCUUCAGUGUCACAUGAUCCUUCAGAAAUCAUUCUAAUGCGCUGAUUUGCUGCUCAAGAAACAUUGAAAUCCGUGUUUGCUGCUUCAUAUUUUACAGAAACGUUGCAUUUUUCAGUCGUACAGAUUCCCGACAGCAUCACAUGGCAAACACAAGACAUCAGAAGAGUCUUUUUGGCUUCUCGGAGAUGCUACACUUGCCAUAUAGACAGAUUGUUUGCUCUUUCUGUGCCUCUAUCUCUGUCAUAUUAUAUUAUGCAAGAGACACAACAUAAAAGAGCACAUUACAGCUCCAGUCCUCAUCGCUAAAAGCCUAAAAUCCAACAUUUGGAGACAUUCUUAUAAGAUGAAGGGCCUAGUCCCGCUCUCAUGCAGUCGUAGGGUCUGCGGGCUCAUUAUGACAUCAGUCGCCUUCCUCUGUCCGUGUCUCUCCGAGCCAUUAGCCAGGAGCAAAAGGAAUUUGACCUCGUCUGAAUAGGAAUGCAUCACUAAUGGAGCCGAGUGCUUGCGCGGGUGAAAGAGGCUUUUGUCCUCUCUCCGAAUGAGCCAAGACUGUCCCAUAUGUGCCUGCUUAGACGGGACACGACUGUGUAAUAGCCUUGCAGUAAAACUUGAUUUGAUAGACUUCAUAUCAUGUCCUGUUAUUGUGUUUGGUGUUUUAACUAUCACAUUUUUAAAAUCAAAAGAUUGGGAAAGUGAAGUGGAGUAAUGUAGCUUUGUUUGUGUAAGAUGAUGCAUUUCAGGCCAGACUUUACACAAGUACAGACAUGUAAGUGCAAAUACUCAGCCUUUGGACAAAUUAUCCCUGUAAGUCCCUUGUAAUUUCACUCAGGUGUCAUCUUUUAAACACUAUUUCUGGCAUGCAAGUAACAGCUUUUAUUUCUUUGGAUGAGGAAACAUCAAAUUCGUCACAGCAAUGCAGCAAACCUUCUAUUAAAUUUAAUAUUUGAAAUCGCCAAUGAAAUCUGACAACUGUCUGUCUAAAUUUUGCUUAAAUAACAUUAAAAAGCGUAUCUUUCAGGUUAGACCAGCCAAUGAGCAUUUGCAGUUAAACACACAUUCCCCAAUCAAAGCUUCUAACUGCAGCUGCAGUGACACGAUGACUUUACUGAUUAGUGAUUGGCUCUUUUAUUCAGAAGGCGGGACUAUUCCACCAUACAAUGCAUUGCUUUUUUUUCGUAAGUCAUGUAAAUGUGUACAGUCUUUGUAUGUCUUUAAAGCCUUCACUGAAGUCUUUGGUACAAUAACAUUGUCUGUUUACAGGUUACUCAAGGGUGCGCUAUCAUUUUAAAAGAUGUAAUUCAGGUAAAUAGCCAUAAAUAUGACACAUAUUGGCUUCACAGACUGGUUUUAAUGUUUUAUGCCUGACUGAGA